Messenger RNA from Rhodotorula toruloides NP11, 324 nucleotides. Its product is annotated as NADH dehydrogenase [ubiquinone] 1 alpha subcomplex subunit 4. The coding region runs from base 1 to 324 and encodes 107 amino acids. The record is from RefSeq and is a predicted model, not a curated record. NCBI's taxonomy places the organism in Eukaryota, Fungi, Basidiomycota, Microbotryomycetes, Sporidiobolales, Sporidiobolaceae. The transcript is spliced from 5 exons.
AUGUUCGCUCGUGCCGCCGUCCGCCCCGUCACCCGUGUCGCCGCCCAGCGUCGCGCCGCCUCGACCACCGCCGCCCCGGGCGCCCCCAAGACUCUCUGGCAGACGUGGUACGAGCCCGCCGCCAUCCCCAUCUGGGUCGUCGUCGGAACUGCUUGCUUCGGCGCCGGUUGGUACCUCACCCGCCUCGCCCGCCACCAGGACGUCAUCUGGGACCGCCACGGCAACCCCGAGCCCUGGAACAACGUCCAGCCCGGCACGCUCUCCAAGCUCUACACCCACCACCCCGAGAAGUUCGACCGCGUCUACUCCCGCGACCGCUUCUAA